Messenger RNA from Gasterosteus aculeatus aculeatus (three-spined stickleback), 2665 nucleotides. RefSeq names its product ANTXR cell adhesion molecule 1b (gene antxr1b). NCBI's taxonomy places the organism in Eukaryota, Metazoa, Chordata, Actinopteri, Perciformes, Gasterosteidae. Gene Ontology annotation, cellular component: plasma membrane; cell surface. The record is from RefSeq and is a predicted model, not a curated record. Gene Ontology annotation, molecular function: transmembrane signaling receptor activity.
UGGGUGCUAGAAGACUUCCACGAGGAGAGAGAGAGUGAGAGAGAGACAGAGAGAGAGAAAGAGGGAAGGAGACUAAGACUCCAACCAGCUUCACUCCUCCUCAGCACACAACUGCUGCUGAGGAGAUGGGACGCGGACCCCCAAGAGGAGCGUUUCAUGCCUCGGACAGCAGCCUGCACGACAUGGCCGACCGCUCCGGUGCGUUGUGAGCAGGGGAAGCGGCUGGAAAAACUCCAACCUGGAGAGGUUUUGUGUUCACCUCGUCUUCGGUGGAGCUGGUGCUUUCUCUUAAGCCCGGGGUGAUGUCACAGUGCUGGUGCAGGCAGGUCCUGCUCGGCGUGGAACUGGGCAUGCUGGUGGCCGUGCUGGUGGCCGGCGGCGGCGGGCAGAUCCAGGACAGCAGGGAGGCCGGGUCGUCCUGCUACGGGGGAUUUGAUCUGUACUUUGUUUUGGACAAGUCUGGCAGUGUGCAAGAUUACUGGACUGAGAUUUAUUACUUCGUUGACCAUCUGGCUCACAAGUUUAUCAGUCCUCAGCUGCGGAUGUCUUUUAUUGUGUUUUCAACAGAAGGACGGAUUCUCAUGCCACUAACAGAAGACAGAGAGCAGAUCCGGGCUGGACUGGAGGAGCUGAACAUGGUGCAGACAGGUGGAGACACCUUCAUGGACAGAGGUUUUCAGAGAGCCAGCGAGCAAAUAUACUACGGGACUGGAUAUGGUUACCGGACUGCGAGCGUCAUCAUUGCCCUGACUGACGGUGAACUGAGGGAGGAGCAGUUUGACCUGGCACAAAGAGAGGCAGGCAGAGCACGCCAGUUGGGCGCCACUGUGUACUGUGUGGGCGUUAAAGACUUUAAUGAAACCCAGCUUUCAACGAUAGCUGACAGCAAGGACCACGUCUUCCCGGUGAACGACGGAUUCGAUGCGCUACAAGGGGUCAUUGACUCGAUCCUGAAGCGAUCAUGCAUUGAGAUCCUGGCUGUAGAGCCGUCCAUCAUCUGUGAAGGAGAGUCCUUCCAGGUUGUUGUUAAAGGAAAUGGUUUCCUUCACGCGCGAGACGUACAGAAAGUUCUCUGCAGCUUUCGCAUCAAUGACACAGUUACUUUGAUGAAAAGACCGUUGGUUGUGAGAGACACCUACCUUUUGUGCCCAGCUCCUGUGCUGGAAGAAGAGGGAACGUCUGCCACCCUUCACGUCAGCAUGAACAAUGGCCUGAGCUUCGUAUCCAGCUCCGUCACAAUUACUGCUGUCACCUGCUCCGACGGGACCUUUGUGGCCAUAGCCCUGCUCAUCCUGCUGCUCCUGCUCACCAUCCUUCUGCUGUGGUGGUUCUGGCCUCUCUGCUGCACCGUGGUCAUCCACGAGCCACCUGCUGCAGAACUAGAGGACCUCUCUGAUGACGAAGAUGGUUUCCCCAAGAAGAGGUGGCCCACAGUGGACGCCUCGUACUACGGAGGACGUGGAGUCGGAGGUAUCAAGAGGAUGGAGGUCCGAUGGGGAGACAAAGGCUCCACUGAAGAAGGAGCCAAACUGGAAAAGGCCAAAAACGCCCGGGUUGUGAUGCCCGAAGAGGAGUUCGAUCCCCCGCGGCCUUAUUACAAUGCGCACAAGUCUACCCGCCCUCAGAAGUGGUACUCGCCCAUCAAGGGCAAACUGGACGCUUUGUGUGUGUUCCUGAGAAAAGGCUACGACAGAGUGUCCGUGAUGCGACCUCAUCCCGGGGACAAGGGAAAGUGCAUGAACUUCACCCGAAGCCGAGCCCACCGUGCCGCUCGCUAUCCCAUCUACAGCCGCCCCUCCACGCCCGUCUACACCUUGCCCCACGGUUACCUGCGUCGUCCCUCAGAGGAGUUGCCCCCCUCCCCGACUUCAACGCUUCCCCCUCUGCCGUCCGCGCCCCCACCCCUCUCCUUCUCCUCCUCCUCCCCCUUCCCCUCCUCCACCAUCGCCGCACCUCCCGGGUACACGCCUGCUCCAAACAGAGCGCUGCCCCCACCUGCGAACUCGAGCUCGACCUGUGCGCCCCCACCGCCGACCGGCUCGCUGCCGCCGCCUCCUCAGGGCGCGCCCCCUCCGUGUAGGGCGCCACCCCCGUCACGGCCUCCACCGCGCCCCGAUCAGGAGGAUUACUGAAGGGUAUGAAAAGAGAGUGGAGUGGAGGAGAAGGAUGGAGACCCGGAGGAGGGAAUGUAUGACGUCACGUCUCGGGAGGCUGCAGCUGGCGAUGCAACUUCCGCACCGCCUGAUCUCCGUCUGAAGUGUGGCCAUUUUUUUUUUAUAAAAGUCUAGAAAUGGGUUGUUUAGCGUAGUGAGCACAGCUUUGGCUAUUAAAUGUUAUUGGCGCUAAGCAAUGUAUUCACUUUUUAAGGACACUUCUAGCCAAUAUCGAGCGUCGCAGUGUGCUAUGGAGACGUACAAACUCGCAUUUUAGCCUUUUGCCUGAUUUCGGUCUUUUCAUCUAAAAUUGAUAUUUUGCUGCAGUGUGCUUCAAAAAGUCAUUGAGUUCAAACAGCAGAAAAUCCAGCGGCUCAGGAACUGCUUCAUGUGUUUUAUACAUGAACAUCUGUUUGGCAAGCUUGAAAAACGUUUAUCUUGCAAAGGAAUAUUCAUUAUCACAAAAAGAUUUAUAUGAUGUUACAUUAAAUAUCUGAUUUCCAUGGACAAUA